This is a messenger RNA of Amyelois transitella, 613 nucleotides long. RefSeq lists its product as uncharacterized. The transcript is spliced from 5 exons. NCBI's taxonomy places the organism in Eukaryota, Metazoa, Arthropoda, Insecta, Lepidoptera, Pyralidae. Gene Ontology annotation, molecular function: mRNA regulatory element binding translation repressor activity. Gene Ontology annotation, cellular component: cytoplasm. The record is from RefSeq and is a predicted model, not a curated record. Gene Ontology annotation, biological process: negative regulation of translational initiation. The coding region runs from base 26 to 613 and encodes 195 amino acids.
CGCGUAAACAUAUAAUUGUGACAGUAUGAAGAUCCCAGAGACAUUGGCAAACGUUGGUGCUUACUAUGGAAACGAGGAGAAUGGACAGUGGCAGCAGCCCAACGGCGUUAUGACGGAUUGCGGCGUGGGCGGCGGCGUGGUGGGCGCCGGCGACGCGGGCGUUCAGCGGCCGCCUCUCUACCCCGCACUUGUGCCGAGGUCGCAUCCAGGCUACGUCAUGGCCGGCGCGUAUUACCCCCCGGCGCCCUACGCGGCGCCGGCGACGCCCGACGACUUCGCCGACUACAUGUGGAUGGAGAACGAGGAGGAGUUUGACAAACAGGUGAUACAACAGUUGGAGGAGGAGGCGUUGAUGGAGCAGUGUAUAGAGGCGAUGUUGGAGGACGAGCAGAGGGAGAGGCGCAGGCCGAACGGGCACCAUCAGUAUCCCACAACCAGCAACGGCGCCCCGUCGCUGUCCCUCGCGGAGACCGUGUCCCGCUCCCGCCUCAACCCGCUCGCUGCUGAGUUUGUUCGCUCCCGCCUCAACCCGCUCGCCGCCGAGUUCGUGCCCACCGCCGCCGUCACCAGGACUGUUACAGGUAAUUUAUUGUACAUUACAUAUGUUACAUAG